ACUCCGAACAAUCAUGAGGGUCUUCGUAGUUCUCGCCGUGAUCUUGGCUGUGGCCACCGCCGCGCCACAGUUUGGCGGAGGCAAUGCCAAUGCCAACGCUAAUGCCAACGCCCAAUCCGAAGGACAAGGUGGAUUCGGUCGUCCAGGAUUUGGAGGAGGUCCAGGAUUUGGAGGAGGUCCAGGAUUUGGAGGAGAGCCAGGAUUUGAAGGAGGAUUUAACAGAGGUCCAGGUGGAUUCGAAGGCCCUGGAGGUCCAGGAGGAUUCGGAGGCCCUGGAGGUCAGGGUGGAUUCGGAGGCCCUGGAGGUCAGGGUGGAUUCGGAGGUCAAGGUGGAUUCGGAGGUCAAGGUGGAUUUGGAGGCAAUUCCAAUUCCAACGCUAAUGCCAACGCUGUUGCCAAAGCCGAAGGCAACGGAUUUGGUGGCGGUAAUGCAAAUGCUAACGCUAACGCCAACGCUAGUAGCCGCGGAGGUGGCAACGCUAACGCCAAUGCUAACGCAAGUGCCUCUUCCAAUGCAUUUGGCAAAUAAAUAAGGAUAGUACGAAUUUUCCUUACGAACUAGUUUUCUAAUAUUUAACGAAAAUAAAAACAUAAAAAACUUAA
Drosophila bipectinata is the source of this 603-nucleotide messenger RNA. Lineage: Eukaryota; Metazoa; Arthropoda; Insecta; Diptera; Drosophilidae. The record is from RefSeq and is a predicted model, not a curated record.